CUCUUUGAAGCAGGGGAACAAUUCGACGUUUUUUAUUGGAGUAAAGGGAAAAUAGAAAGGAUUACAUUUUUCAUUGUUUGAGAUCGUACAACUCUUUCAUGUGACCAUGGAAAACAUUGAGCUUAGUUGAGGAAUACACCUGAACAGCCGACAAGAUGGACCCAAAAAAAUCAAUAGAAGAUCAAUUCUCCAAGCUGCAUCCAUGCCUGCCUGUGAACACAAGAAUUGCCAUAGUAGGUGGUGGCCCAAGUGGUUUGUCAUCUGCCUAUGCUCUAGCAAAGCUUGGUUACAGUAAUGUGACUGUAAUAGAGAAGUAUCAUAAUGUUGGUGGCAUGUGCGAAUCUGUAGAAAUUGGAGGGAAGAUAUAUGAUUUGGGUGGUCAAGUUCUUGCUGCAAAUAGCGCUCCUGUCAUCUUUCACUUGGCAAAAGAGACUGGCUCUAAACUAGAAGAAAUGGACACUCACAAGCUUGCCCUCAUUGAUGGUUCGUCAGGGGAGUAUCAAGAUAUAAAAGUUGCAGAUGAUUAUGUAUCUAUGAUCUCACUAACCUUGGAACUUCAGGAUAAGGCAAAGAAUUCUGGUCAAAUUGGAAUCCAUGCUGUAGCUGAAUUUGCUUCAGACUUAACUCCUCAAUAUCUUGAUAGUUGUGGAAUUAAAUCUGUUCCUAAAUCUGUGGCUUAUGGAUACACGGCUUCUGGGUAUGGUUUUGUCCAAGACAUGCCAUAUGCCUACGUUCACGAGUUCACUCGUACAUCCAUGGCUGGGAAAAUUCGCCGUUUCAAGGGUGGAUAUACAAGUCUUUGGAAGAAGGUCAGUGAAUCAAUUCCAAUAAAAGUUCACUGCAAUACUGAAGUAUUGGCAAUCACACGUGAUUCUGAUGGAGUCAGAGUUGGUAUGAAAGAUUGUAAUGGAGAAGUUAAAACUAUGGAUUUUGAUAAGAUCAUCAUCUCUGGUUCCCUUCCUUUCGGAAGUGGAAGAACUUAUAGAUCACUAACUUCAAACAUUACAGAACAUGAAGCAGAAGUACUGGAUAUGGGUGAUCUCGAAAAGGAGUUGUUCUGUAAAGUACAGACAAUUGAUUACUACACCACUGUUUUGAAGAUUAAAGGGCUAGACCACAUGCCAGUUGGUUUCUAUUACUUUGGUGAAUAUAUGGAAGAUCCAGCAAAGAUUGGAUAUCCUGUUGCAAUGCAGAAAUUUUAUGCUGAUACUGAUAUUUUCUUGUUCUGGUCUUAUGGAAAUUCUGCUGAAAUUAGGGGCCCAAAUGUUACUGAGCUUGCAAUUAACACGGUUAAAAAUAUGAGGGGAGAAGUGGAGGAAGUUGUUCUACAAAGAAGAUUUAAGUAUUUUCCUCAUGUUGGCAGCCAAGAUAUGAAGGAUGGAUUCUAUGAGAAAUUCGAAUCUGAACUUCAAGGUUUGAGGAAUACUUACUAUGUAGGUGGGCUUAUGGCAUUUGAGCUCACAGAAAGAAAUGCAUCAUAUGCCAUGGGUUUAGUCUGUAAGCACUUUGCAAGUCAAAAUUCUUUGCCAGCCUUUCCUUAUGCUAAGAGGCUGUUUCUCUUGCAAAAAGAUUGUGAGGAAGGGAAUUCCAAAGAUUUACAUGAACUCCCAGGAGUCGAGUUUCCCGAUCUGUCUUCACUUGAUGGAUAUUUGAAUCACUGGGCAACUCAUCCAGUCACUCAAAACAAGACACUUUAUACUUGGAUAAAUGAAGAAGGAGCUUCAGUUUGCCAGAGGACUUACAGAGAACUUCAUGCCAAUGCUUCUUGCAUUGCUCAAAAGCUCUCGACAAGUAGAAAACCAGUUAUCAAGCCUGGUGACAGGGUUCUUCUGGUCUAUGUGCCGGGUCUGGAUUUCAUUGAUGCCUUCUUUGGAUGCUUAAGAGCCAAAGUCUUACCAGUUCCAGUACUUCCUCCAGAUCCUUUACAAAGAGGUGGGCAAGCACUUAUAAAGAUUGAAAACAUUGCUAAAUCAUGUGAUGCAGUGGCAAUCCUAUCAACAAUUGGUUACCACUCAGCAGUUCGGGCAGGUUCAGUGAAGAAUCUAAUCUCAUUGACAGGAAAAAGAGGGAAAUCCACAGCUCGAUGGCCUAAUCUUCCAUGGAUACAUACAGAUUCUUGGAUUAAGAACUCUAAGGAUCUGGUUUCAGAACUUGUAGCUGAUCAAACUGAACCUCAGCCAAGUGAACUAUGUUUCUUGCAAUACACUUCAGGUUCAACAGGUGAUGCUAAAGGAGUCAUGAUAACUCACGGUGGCCUCAUCCAUAAUGUGAAGUUGAUGCAAAAAAGAUACAAGAGCACGUCAAAGACAGUACUGGUAAGCUGGCUACCUCAAUACCACGAUAUGGGACUGAUUGGAGGACUUUUUACUGCUCUUGUUAGUGGUGGAUCUGCAAUCCUUUUUUCCCCCUUAACAUUUAUCAAGAAUCCACUUCUAUGGCUUCAAACUAUGAGUAAGUAUCAAGCUACUCAUAGUGCCGGCCCUAACUUUGCCUUUGAACUAGUGGUUCGAAGAUUGGAAUCUGACAAGGAUCAAAUAUAUGAUCUUUCUUCCAUGAUUUUCCUUAUGGUAGCAGCUGAACCAGUGAGGCAUAAAACUCUAAAAAGGUUUAUUGAGCUCACCCAUCCUUUUGGACUUUCUCAGUAUAUCAUGGCACCGGGUUAUGGGUUGGCAGAAAAUUGUGUAUUUGUCAGUUGUGCAUUUGGGGAAGGAGAACCAAUCUUGGUAGAUUGGCAAGGAAGAGUAUGCUGUGGAUAUGUGGCUCCGAAUGAUGAAGAUGUUGAUAUCAGAAUUGUUGACCCAGAGAUUGGUGAGGAGCUCAAAGAAGAUGGAAAGGAAGGAGAGAUCUGGAUUAGUAGUCCAAGUGCUGGAAUAGGUUACUGGGGCAGAGAAGAAUUCAGCCAAACGACUUUUAGAAAUGAGCUUCAGAACCAUCCUGGAAGGCAUUACACUAGAACUGGAGAUUUGGGACGGAUAAUCAAUGGGCGAUUAUUCAUCACUGGAAGAAUCAAAGAUCUUAUCAUUGUAGCUGGAAGAAAUAUUUACUCAGCUGAUGUAGAGAAGACAGUUGAAAGUUCAUCUGAACUUAUACGUCCUGGUUGUUGUGCUGUUAUUGGUGUUGCAGAGGAAAUCCUAUCAUCAAAAGGAAUUUCAGUGCCUGAUCACUCUGACCAGGUUGGUUUAGUUGUAAUAGCAGAGGUUAGAAAUGGGAAACCUAUUAGCAAGGAUGAGAUUGAGCAUAUUCAAAGCCGUGUUGCAGAAGAACAUGGAGUCAAUAUUGCUACUUUCAAGUUUAUCAAGCCUAGAACCAUUAGCAAAACAACAUCUGGGAAAAUCAAAAGAUUUGAGUGCCUGAAACAGUUCAACGAUGGAACACUAAGUAUGGUACCAGAGCCAAUUAUAUUGAAAAAAUUCUUUACUCGAUCCUUUACUACAGGUACAUGCAGAGAUGGGAAUACCCCUCGGAAUCAGCAAGCAAAAGAUCAUCUUCCACCAGAUCCAAAAAUAAGUAGUAAAGAAAUUGAAGAGUUCUUGAAAAGACUAGUUUCUGAGCAGACUGGUAUUCCUGUCAAGAACAUUUCUGACACUGAGAAUCUGGUCUACUAUGGAAUUGAUUCAAUUGGUGUGGUCAGAGCAGCUCAAAAGCUUUCUGAUUUCCUUGGUGUUCCAGUUGGAGCUGUAGAUAUUUUCACUGCAACUUGCAUUGCAGAAUUGGCAAGCUUUUCAGAGAAUCUUUUGCUGAAGUCCCAACCUGAUCAAUCAAUGACAGGUACUUCAUCCUGUGUUCCAGAAACUGAGAUUGAUUCUGCUGAGUCUGGGUUGGAGAUUUCCAUGUCUGGCCAGUUGGGCAUCUGGUUAUUCCAAAAUCUGUCUCUCUUUUACAUUGCCUUCCUGCUACUCUUUCCUGCUUAUUUAUCAGUGUCUGUUUUUAUGCAUUCCAUCUCAGCUAUCCAUGAACUUUUGCAAGGAAUUCCCUGGCUAACCUAUUUGGUUCCCCUUCUAUUUUCUCCACUUUCUUGGAUUCUUUGCAUGGUUUCUACCUGCAUUUGCAUUUCUCUUUUUGGGAAUUCCUUCUUAAGACCAAAUUAUGCUCUAACCCCUGAAAUUCCCAUCUGGUCAAUGGAUUUUGUCAAGUGGUGGGCACUUUACAAGGUCCAAGAAAUUUCUUCCAAAGUUCUAGCAGAACAUCUGAGAGGAACAGUGUUCCUCAACUAUUGGUUUAAGAUGCUUGGAGCUAAGAUUGGAUCUUCAGUUUUGCUUGACACAGUUGGCAUCACAGAUCCAUCUCUAGUUUCACUUGGAGAUGGAGCAGUGAUUGCAGAAGGGGCUCUGAUUCAGAGCCAUGAAGUGAAGAAUGGAGUUCUAAGCUUCCUCCCAAUAAGAAUUGGUAGAAAUGCUUCAGUUGGACCUUAUGCUGUUAUCCAGAAAGGAAGUGUUUUGGGAGAAGGGCUUCAGGUAAUGGCCUUGCAAAAAAGUGGAGCCAAGCCCGUAUACAAAUCUGCCAGCAAUAUUAAUUUUCAAAAGGAUGCAACGCUGCCAGAUGUUACAUAUAAUAGGCAAAAUGAGGUCGUUUUUCAGUUCAUGGGCAUAUACUUAGUUGGCUUCCUCAGCUCUCUCUCGGCCGCCAUUUUAUACUUAAUCUACAUUUGGCUAUCUAAGCAGCCUCUUUCCUUACCACAAUUUGCAUUUACUUGCAUAUUUGGAGCCUUUCACUGGAUACCUUUUACCAUUGUAGCAUAUGCCACCAUAAUUUCCAAUGUCCCUGCAAACAUAUUUAGCUUUUCCAUCUCAGUAGCCAUUGCUUACUUCGCUCAUGGACUGCUACUCAGCUUCCUCUCGUCUGGUGUGAUCCAUUUUCUAAAUGCUAAAGGAAAAGCAAAGCAAACCCACCUUAAAACUUGGCUUUGCCACCGAAUCUCAAUUGCCUGCCACCUUAGAUUUGCCAAGCUCUUAUCAGGAACAGAAGCCUUUUGCAUCUACCUGCGCCUUUUGGGUGCAAAGGUUGGAAAACAUUGUUCUAUCAGGGCUAUCAAUCCAAUUCCAGACCCAAAACUUGUUUCAAUUGGUGCUGGUGUCCAUCUUGGUGAUUUCAGCCGGAUCAUUUCUGGGUUCUACUCAUCUUAUGGUGGGUAUACUAGUGGAAAAAUUGAUGUGCAGGAUAACUCAGUAGUUGGCAGCCAAAGCCUAGUCCUUCCUGGUUCAGUUAUUCAGAGAGAUGUUAUUCUCGGCGCACUUUCAGUUGCUCCCAUAAAUUCAGUGCUCCAAAGGGGUGGUGUUUAUAUUGGAUCUAAUAAUCCAGUCAUGAUCAAGAACACCAUGCAUUCUUUGGAUGACCGGAUAGAAGAGAUGGACAUGAAGUACAAAAAAAUAGUUGGUAAUCUGGCUGCAAAUUUGGCUGCCACAACUCUCAAGGUUAGAUCAAGAUACUUCCAUCGAAUUGGUGUUAGUGGCAAGGGGCACUUAAAGAUUUAUGAUAACAUUAAAGGCAAUUUGCCAGAUCACAAAAUCUUUAGCCCUGGAAAAAGCUACCCUGUUAUAGUCCGACACAGCAACAGCUUGAGUGCCGAUGAUGAUGCUAGGAUCGAUGCACGUGGUGCAGCGCUAAGAAUUCUUCCAGAUGAAACUAAUUUUGACUCUCCAAUGCUUGACCUGACUCUAAAAACAGGCAAUGCAUUCUAUGCCCGGACAAUUGCAGAUUUUGCGACAUGGCUAGUUUGUGGACUUGCUGCAAGGGAAGAGCAUGUCAAACGAGCCCCACAUGUGCGUGAUGCAGUGUGGAAUUCCCUACGCCAUGCAGAUUCUUAUACUGAGCUCCAUUACUACUCAAACAUUUGCAGGUUGUUCCGGUUCACAGAUGGACAGGAAAUGUAUGUCAAAUUCAAGUUGAGGCCUUUUGAUGAGAAUAUCAGUGAAGAUAUUGGUAAGGUGGAGCCAACUGGAAUUCUUCCUCCUGAGACAGGUGCAAUUCCUAGGGAUGAUAAGGAUACUCGUCCUUUACUGUUUCUUGCGGAAGAUUUCCGAAAACGUGUGAGUUCCCCGAAUGGGGUUCGCUAUGUUUUCCAGUUGCAGUUCAGGCUAAUUCCGGAUGACAAAACCAGCCGUGACGUUGCACUUGACUGUACCAAACCAUGGGAUGAGACAGAAUUCCCAUAUGUUGACGUUGGAGAGAUUACUAUCAAUCAGAAUCUUUCUUCAGAAGAAUCAGAAAAGUUGGACUUCAAUCCAUUUCUCAGAUGUCCUGAGGUGGAUGUUAUCAAGGCUUCAUCAUGCUCCCAGAGUGCUUCAAUUGAUCAUGGUCGCUCAUUGAUCUAUGAGAUCUGCCAGCGUCUGAGAAAUGGAGAACCUCUUCCGGAGGCAUGGAGGAUCUUCAUAGAGCAAUCUGAUGUCAAAGUGGACCUAUCCGGUUGUCCAAUGGCAGCAGCAUUGGCCGAAAAAGAUGAGAAAACAGUGACCCUGGAAAGGACCUGGUAUCAAACUCUGUGGGCCAUUUUUGCUCAACCUUUACUACAAACAGUUUUUCCUUAUUUCCUCUUGGGAUUAGUAAUCUUUGCUCCUUUGAAUUGGGUUCUACACUUGAAGAACACUCAGAACCUCGAACUACAAUGGCUGUUGCCUUUGCUUUGGAUCUCUUCGGGUUAUUUAGCUGCAUUAGCUUGUGUGGUGGCUAAAUGGGCAUUAGUGGGAAAGAAGAAAGAAGAUGAAACUGUACUAAUUUGGGGCAAACAGGUUUUCAUGGACACCAUAUGGCAGGCAUUUAGAACAGUAGUUGGCGACUAUUUCAUGGAAAUGACAAGCGGUUCUGUGAUGUUUGUGCUAUGGAUGAAGCUCAUGGGUUCAGUUAUCGAUCAAGGAGCUUAUGUGGACUGCAUGGGAGCUUCAUUGAAUCCAGAAAUGGUGGAGAUAGAAAGAGGUGGGUCAGUUGGGAGAGAAGCUCUGCUGUUUGGGCAUAUAUAUGAAGGAGAAGGAGGAAAAGUGAAGUUUGGAAAGAUUAGAGUAGGAGAAGAUGGUUUUGUAGGGAGUAGAGCGGUGGCAAUGCCAGGGGUGAGAGUUGAGAGUGGAGGAAAUCUGAGUGCUCUGUCUCUUGCCAUGAAAGAAGAAAUUAUCAGGUCAAGGUAAUAAUGGGAGUGGUGUGAUUUGCAUGCGUUCAAGAGUCGUGUGACAAAGUUUUGCAACCCUCCGUUGCUUCACGAUUAUAAAUUUAUACAAACUGGUUCUGGCUGGUGUUUUAAUAAAUAAAUAAAUGAUUAGUGUUGUAGAAGAAAUAAAACAGAUCAUUUAAAGAAAUAUUUCUGUGCUUUUUUUUUUUUUUUGGAGAAAAUAUUUCUCUGUUGUUAGUAGGCAGUACUCUUGCCUUGCAUAUCUGUAUUUGGAUAAGUUAAGUAGAUGAAUAAAGCUCAAUUUU
Messenger RNA from Ziziphus jujuba (common jujube), 7401 nucleotides. RefSeq lists its product as uncharacterized. The transcript has 8 exons. Gene Ontology annotation, biological process: lipid biosynthetic process; response to oxidative stress. Gene Ontology annotation, molecular function: heme binding; catalase activity. Lineage: Eukaryota; Viridiplantae; Streptophyta; Magnoliopsida; Rosales; Rhamnaceae. The record is from RefSeq and is a predicted model, not a curated record. The coding region runs from base 156 to 7115 and encodes 2319 amino acids.